This is a messenger RNA of Lutra lutra (Eurasian river otter), 2732 nucleotides long. RefSeq names its product family with sequence similarity 43 member A (gene FAM43A). Lineage: Eukaryota; Metazoa; Chordata; Mammalia; Carnivora; Mustelidae. The record is from RefSeq and is a predicted model, not a curated record. The coding region runs from base 482 to 1762 and encodes 426 amino acids. The transcript has a single exon.
GUGUGUGUGUGUGUGUGUGAGCGUGAGCGCGGGGGCCCUUUCUAGGUUCGCCGAGGAGUUCCUGCAUAUUCUCGUCCCGUCCCGGCUGCUUUGGCUGGGGCUCCCUCUGUUUGCGCGCGCGCAUCUCUUUUUAACGUUCCACUCUGAUUUCGUCUUUCUCUCAAUUUGCUUGCCUAAGACUCUGCUCUCGUCCUUGCCCUGGCUGGGGUAAAUCUGUGCGCGUUCCUCUCCCCCACCCACCCCCCGCCCCCAACUCGCAGCUGACAUUUUCUUCUCUUUUUAAAAUUUUAACCUGUACCCACUUCGGCGGGGUCCCUGAGGACGAUACUCCCUAAGCCCCUAUCUAUCAGUGGGCCACUCCCAGCUGAGUUUUAUUUUUCUGUCUUGCCCGGGCCGAGCCCGGCCAGGGCGGGUGGCUCAGCGGGGCUGGUACCCGGCGCUCCGCCGCCGCCGCCCAGCUGCGCGGGGGCGCCCUCCGGAGAUGCUGCCGUGGAAGAAACACAAGUUCGAGCUGCUGGCCGAGGCACCGCCACGGCAGGCGUCCAAGCCCAAGGGCUACGCGGUGAGCCUGCACUACUCGGCGCUCAGCUCGCUGGCGCGGGCGUGCCCCGAAGGCGCGCUCAGCCGGGUGGGCAGCAUGUUCCGCUCCAAGCGCAAGAAACUGCACAUCACCAGCGAGGACCCCACUUACACUGUGCUCUACCUGGGCAAUGCCACCACCAUCCAGGCGCGCGGCGACGGCUGCACUGACCUAGCGGUGGGCAAGAUCUGGAGCAAGAGCGAGGCGGGACGUCAGGGCACCAAGAUGAAGCUGACUGUGAGCGCGCAGGGUAUCCGCAUGGUGCAUGCUGAGGAGCGCGCGCUGCGCCGCCCGGGCCACCUCUACCUGCUGCACCGCGUUACCUAUUGCGUGGCAGACGCGCGGCUGCCCAAGGUCUUCGCCUGGGUAUACCGGCACGAGCUCAAGCACAAGGCGGUAAUGCUGCGCUGCCACGCGGUGCUGGUGUCCAAGCCCGAGAAGGCUCAGGCUAUGGCCCUGCUGCUGUACCAGACGUCGGCCAACGCGCUGGCGGAAUUUAAACGGCUCAAGCGGAGGGACGAUGCGCGUCACCAGCAGCAGGAGCUGGUGGGCGCGCACACCAUCCCGCUAGUGCCUCUGCGCAAGCUGCUCCUGCACGGACCCUGCUGCUAUAAGCCACCGGUGGAACGCAGCCGCAGCGCGCCUAAGCUGGGCUCCAUCACCGAGGACUUGCUCGGUGAACAGCAGGAGCAGGAGCUGCAGGAGGAAGAGGAAGAGGAGCACACGGAGAGCUGCCUGGAGGAGGAGGAGGAGGCGGACCGUGCUGAGGAGGGGGACGCGGCAGCGGAAGAGGCCGAGGCGCAGCGAGCGCUGGUGGUGGCCAUGCACUUGGAAUGCGGGGACUUGCUGGACACGCUGGAAAGUGGCCGCGAGGAGGCACUAGGGGGCGGCGGGGUCUCCCUGGGCCCUGGGGCUGGGCCGCCGCCUCUGCUGCUGGGCAGCGCCACGGACAUGAAGGCCGAGCUGUCUCAGCUUAUUAACGACUUGGGAGAACUCAGCUUCGGCAACGACGUGCGCAGCCUGCAGGCCGACUUGCGGGUGACGCGCCUGUUGUCCGGCGAGAGUACCGGCAGCGAGAGCUCCAUCGAAGGCGGGGGCCCGGACGCCACCUCCCCUGCUACCGCAGCGGACCGGUCGGGCCCUAACGAAGGCGCUAACCCAGAGGAGCCCCACUCGGGUUGAGAUCUCAGCAGCCCCCUGUGCGCACCCCUCGCGCCCCACCAUGACUCCUCACCUGUCUUUUGGACAACACCCAUCUCCUCCGUCCCCCGCCCGCCCCCAGGAAAGGGGAAAUGGGACACUUGAGGCCCAGAGUUGCCCUGGCCCUCUCCUUCAGCACACUUGGCUCUGUUUGAAGCGGGGCUCAGGUUGCGUGUGGAGAUGUGCGAGGGUUCAGACUGCACGGAGGGAGAGAGAGACAGGGCUGGGGGCGUGGGGGUGGGAGGCGGGCGGACGGUGAGAAAAGGGCCCGCUGGUUAGCAAGGGAUGCCUGCCGGCUGGCCAGUUUCCUGUUUGUGGGGCAGCUGGGGCCUGAGGAAGAGGGGUUAAUUUCCUCCCCGACCAGACCCAGUAACAGGGAGCGGCCUAGCGCUGUCAUUGACAUGUCAUUAAAAAACAUGUUUUUUUUUCCUCUCUCUCUCUCUCUCUCUCUCUCUCUCUCUCUCGCAACGUUUGAGGCUGUAAUGCCACCUCCUUGCCCCCAGUCUUUUUGGUGCGAGAGCUUGGGUUGUUUACCUCAGACUCAGACCCUUGAAAUUCUGCCAAAUUCCUCAAAUAAUUGUUUGGGGAUGGUGGGGGGGGGAAUGGAAGAAAGUUGCAUUUUGUUUACAGUUAAAGACGUCUAAUAUCUUUAAAACAACAAAAAAGGAGUUUUUUUCACACACCUUCCUCCUGCUCAAAAGAUCUCCCUCCAUGAUACUGUGUAAAAUAUUUUGCACUGUUGUGAAGUAUUUUUGACAUUUUUUUUGUACAUAACUGUGUUCUCAGAGCUAAAUGUUUAUAUCUUUUGCUGUGCAAAAGGGACAUGUAAAAUGUUGUUCAGCUAUAUAUACAGAAAUGGGUAUAAAACAUUUUGUUUUUUUUUAAGAGUAGCACUGCUCUGGUUGUGUUUGCACGCCAGUGGGGAGAGAAUAAAGAGGACAAUGUCACAGAA